AUGGCUAAAAUUAUACUGCACGAUUAUCCAGACAGUUUGAUUGGUAGUGUCAUAGGAAAGCAUGGCAAUGUGAUAAAUGCUAUCAGGCAUCAGACAAGUGCCAAAGUCAAGGUUGUUGACCCGUACCCCGGUGCAGACAAAAGGGUUAUCUUGGUAUAUUGCUACGUCAAGCAUAGAGACAUUGAUGCGGAGGGUGAUGACAAUGAGCCUGUUUGUGCAGCUCAAGAUGCAUUACUUAGGGUGCAUAAUGCAAUUGUUGAUGCACUGCAGACAUUACAUAAGAAUCAUAAAGACUCUGAUAAGAAGAGCACAGAGGAAGCUAACAUUCUUGUGCCAGCUAGUCAGGCAUCAAAUGUUAUAGGAAAAUCUGGUGUUGUCAUCAAGCAUCUUCGGUCAACAUCAAGAGCAUUCAUUAAAGUGAGCCCAAAAGAUCCAAGUGACCCUACACAUUCAUGUGCUAUGAGUUUUGAUAAUUUUGUUCAGAUAACUGGUGGUGCUGAAGCUGUUAAAAAAGCACUGUUUGGAGUAUCAACCAUCAUUUACAAGCACCCAUCAAAAGAGAACAUUCCUCUUGAAACUUCAAUUCCUGAUCCUACUCCAAGCAUUAUAAUCCCUUCAGAACUUCCUGUCUAUCCAGCUAGUAACUUUUACUCGGCCCAGAUGCUGCUAUACCUUCUGUACAUCCAAGCCUGUAUGUCUUAGGGUCAACACGUCAUGUUCCCGAACUUGUUGUACCUGCUGAUGAUCAUGGUCGUCUGCCUAUUUAUCAAUCUAUUCUUCCAGUUAUUCCUACUUAUAGUGCCCCAAAAUGUUCAGGAGAACUUG
Molecule: messenger RNA, 825 nt
Organism: Zea mays
Lineage: Eukaryota; Viridiplantae; Streptophyta; Magnoliopsida; Poales; Poaceae
Product: KH domain-containing protein At4g18375-like
Exons: 3
Coding region: 1-702 (233 amino acids)
Molecular function (GO): RNA binding
Source: RefSeq, a predicted model, not a curated record